Diplodia corticola is the source of this 687-nucleotide messenger RNA. Its product is annotated as mn superoxide dismutase. Bases 1 to 687 code for a protein of 228 amino acids. Gene Ontology annotation, biological process: superoxide metabolic process. Gene Ontology annotation, molecular function: metal ion binding; superoxide dismutase activity. The transcript has 3 exons. Gene Ontology annotation, cellular component: mitochondrion. Lineage: Eukaryota; Fungi; Ascomycota; Dothideomycetes; Botryosphaeriales; Botryosphaeriaceae. The record is from RefSeq and is a predicted model, not a curated record.
AUGUCUGCCACUCUGCUCCGCAACUCCGUCGCUCGCACUGGCCUUCGUGCUGCCGGCUCCCGCCGCGCUGGCCUCGCUGGGACCAGCUUCGUGCGCACCAAGGCCACCCUCCCCGACCUCGCCUAUGACUACGGCGCGCUGGAGCCGGCCGUCUCCGGCAAGAUCAUGGAGCUCCACCACAAGAACCACCACAACACUUACGUGACCUCGUACAACAACUUCUCCGAGCAGAUUGCGGAGGCUAAGGCCAAGGAUGAUGUUGCUGCUCAGAUUGCCCUGCAGCCGCUCAUCAACUUCCACGGAGGUGGUCACAUCAACCACACUCUGUUCUGGGAGAAUCUGGCACCCAAAUCGCAGGGCGGCGGCGAGCCUCCGUCGGGCGCUCUUUCCAAGGCCAUCAACGAGAGCUACGGAAGCCUCGACGCUUUCAAGGAAAAGUUCAACACUGCUCUCGCCGGAAUCCAGGGCAGCGGUUGGGCCUGGCUGGUCCAGGACGUUCAGACCGGCAACAUCGGGAUCAAGACGUACCAAAACCAGGACCCUGUCGUAGGCCAGUUCCGUCCGAUUCUCGGCAUCGAUGCGUGGGAGCACGCCUACUACCUUCAGUACCAGAACAGGAAGGCUGAGUACUUCAAGGCCAUCUGGGAGGUCGUCAACUGGAAGGCGGCCGAGAAGCGCUUGAAGUAA